AAUUUUUUGUUCACUUAUUCUCUUGCAACUAAUUGGAAUUUUUGUGGCAAACGAGGUGAGAAAAAGGCUUUUAAAAACUUAAACGUAAAGGAUGUGAUUAUUGGUGCUGUAAGAAAAAGCUCCCCUCUAGUCAGUCAGAAAGAAAUAGAAGAUACCAUCAAGGUGUGGUUGAAACAUGCACCAGAGAAAUUGAAAAAGCAGCAGCAUGGCAACCCGUAAGAAAAAAAGUGUUGUUAGUCAAAGACAACUCUACAGAAGGGUGGCAGAAGCAAAUUUAGCACCUGUGAGUCAGAAUUGUUAUAAUACAUCUUUAAUAGUUAAUAAUGAUUCCAAUGAAUCAUCAAAUUCCGUUUUUUUUGCUGAUUCAAUGUGUGAAAGUGAAAAUGACACCUGUUCCUCAAGAGAUUUAGAUUUUAAUGUAAACUCGCCUAAUGAAAAUUUGCUCUUCAAUGAUGCGACGUUAUACAACCAUUUGACUUCCUAUUCCAGUAACGUGCCCCCUAACGAUUUAUUUUCUAAUGAACCGCCGCCUAGCGAUUUGCAUUCGAAAUUGUCAAACUGGGCAGCUUCAAGGUACGUUCGACGUACAGUAGUUACUCAUCUCUUGCAUAUCUUGCAUCCAUACCAUAAUGAGUUACCGUUAGACAGUCGAACGCUGCUGAAAACGCCCAGAGAAACGAAAACAAAAUCGUUGUUAAAUGGCGAAUAUUGUCAUUUUGGACUUGUUAACGCUUUAAAAUUAAAGUUAUUGUCAGUGCCUAAUAUUUCUCAGUACAGCAUUAUCAACAUUUCAUUUAAUGUAGAUGGACUGCCCAUUUAUAGAAAUGGUCAGAAACAUGAUCUCUGGCCCAUUUUAGCACUUGUAAAAAAUUUUAAGAGUGAGCCGUUUAUUGUUGGUUCUUUUUUAGGAAGUGGCAAACCAAAUUUAUUGUCAGUGUUUUUAGAAGAUUUUUUAAUUGAGUUAUCGAACUUACUUACCACGGGCAUUGAAAUUAAUAAUAAUAUCCAUGAAGUAAAAGUUCACAGCUUUGUUUGCGAUGCUCCUGCGCGCGCAUAUCUGAAAUGUGUGAAGACCCAUUCAGGGUAUAGUUCCUGUGAAAGGUGCGACAACUCUGGAGAACACCUGGGACGUGUCAUUUUCAAAAAUUUACCUUUUAACAAGAGAGACAACGAAUCUUUUCGGACUAAAAUUGAUGUAUCUCAUCAUCAUGGAGAAUCUCCUCUAAUAGCUCUUCCUAUAGAUUUGAUCUAUGUCUUUUCUUUAGAUUAUAUGCACCUAAAAUACCACAGUUCAUUUGAAUCACAGACCACACCAGACACGCAACUCAAUAAUCUGGAAGUGGCAGACGAGAGAAACAGUUGUUGUUCUUCUCUCUCAUCGCGAUAUAAAACGUACCUAGGUGGCGCUCUUGGCCGACGAAUAGCGGGAUUUUUAAUUUUGAAUUAA
This is a messenger RNA of Diorhabda carinulata, 1447 nucleotides long. RefSeq lists its product as uncharacterized. The coding region runs from base 206 to 1447 and encodes 413 amino acids. The transcript is spliced from 3 exons. NCBI's taxonomy places the organism in Eukaryota, Metazoa, Arthropoda, Insecta, Coleoptera, Chrysomelidae. The record is from RefSeq and is a predicted model, not a curated record.